GCGCGAGGGACAACCAUGUGCCCUAGCUCCAACGUUCUCCGCAAUCACGCGGAACUUGGCGCUGCCGCGCUGUCACACUUGGUCACUUUUAAGGACCUUCCCCCGGCGGGCGCCGCCAGGAGUGGGGUAGAGGUGGUGGGAUGCGCAGUCACCGCCCGCUCGCCCAGCGCAGCGCUCCGCACCACGCCGCUGCCGCAUGACUUCCGGCCUGCGCGUGCAGCGCCGCUCUCCCGGAAGCGGAAGUUCGGUGAGGCGGCGGUUGCGGAGGGGCACCGUUGCCGUGAGGGGCGUGCGGCCGUAGCGGAGGGGCCGGGGAGGGCGGGCAAGAGUGAGCCGCCGCCGUUGCCCCUUCCGGCCUUCUCCUCGGUGAAGGUCGCGCCCUCCACCUUCGCCAUGCACCCCGUUUUCCAGAGCAGCCGGCGCGAUUUCACCUUCGGACCGUGGAAGCUGAGCGCCGUCUGCACGCACAUCAUGAAGUCGGCGCAGGCCGAGAGACUGGCUGAAGAAUUACAGAUGCCUUCCCUGCCAGAGAUGAUGUUUGGAGACAAUAUCUUGAGAAUACAGCAUGAACGUGGUUUUGGAAUUGAGUUCAAUGCAACCGAUGCUUUAAAAUGUGUCAAUAAUUGCCAAGGUAUGAUCAAAGUGGCUUGCGCAGAGGAGUGGCAGGAGAGCAGGAGUGAGACUGAGCACACUAAGGAAGUCGUCAAGCCUUAUGAUUGGACUUACACAACUGACUACAAAGGAACAUUGCUGGGAGACACUGCAACACUAAAGGUUGUUCCUACGACAGAGCACAUAAAUACAGAGAAGUUGAAAGCCAGGGAACAAAUCAUGUUUUUUGAAGAAGUACUUCUGUUUGAAGACGAACUUCAUGAUCACGGAGUGUCAAGUUUGAGUGUAAAAAUAAGAGUCAUGCCUUCCAGCUUUUUUGUGCUGUUGAGGUUUUUCUUGCGAGUUGAUGGAGUGCUGAUCAGGAUGAAUGACACGAGGCUUCACCAUGAGUCUGACAAGGCUUAUAUGUUGCGAGAAUAUACAUCGAGAGAAAGCAAAAUAUCGAGUUUAAAGCAUGUGCCACCUUCCCUGUUCACGGAACCUAACGAGAUCUCUCAGUAUCUACCCAUAAAGGAGACAAUAUGUGAAAAACUAGAAUUCCCAGGGACGCUGGAAUCUAAUAAUCCAGAGGCAUCACUGGAAACCACGUGUGUUAAGUCAAAAUAAAUGUGACUUUAUAUGGACUGAAUUAGACUGGAGAUGGUGUGAUCAUGUAGGCAUUACUGAGGGGGGGCAGUUUCACUACUAGUGGAAUAAAGAAUUUGGCUAUUUUUUCUGUAGCCCUGAAAAAAAAACCAGAACUCAUUUCAAGAAGGUUUUGCUAAUGUUUGUUCUAUCUUGUUUUUUUGUUUCUUUUAAACCUGUAUCUGGAGUUAAUGAUAGAGCAGUGGUAAAUUAGUCUUCAAUGGUACUGGACAUGGACUUUCACAGUGGAAGAGUGUGGGUUCUGCUCAUUUCACCAGUGAGGCAGGCCUAUUGACUGGGCCCUCCAACGCAAACGCUUCCAUGAAAGAUUCUGUUAGUCUCGGUAUCUGAAGCAGCAAUAUUAGUCAUAAAAUUGGCAUAAUUUUAUUUCUAUGAGGUAAUCAUCUACAGUAAAAAUUGAUAAACAAAAUUCCUCUGCAUAUGUUUUAAGCUUUCAGUCCUAAGAGAUAGAUUUUUGCUUGGCUUCUACUUCAAGCUGAUAACCCAUCGAGUUACUUCUUGGCUGAGGAAAAAGGACAUCGAUUGUCUUCAAUCCCUCCAAGAUGCUGGUAUUUGCAGUUUGAGAAAGAGGAGCUUAUGUAGCUUCAAAAGGAUGCUAGCAUGUAUUCCAGAUGCAUAUUUUUGGUUUAUUUAAAAUCUCUAAGUUCUGGUAUCGAUAGGAGUGUGAUCACAUGUGCAGUCACUAUUCUAACUUCACAUUUUGUGGAUUAAACUUUAAGUAAUUCUGUUGCUUUUGGAAACUUUAAAUUACAUCAAAGGUUUGGUCUAAGACUGGGGGAGUUAAACGGUCUUGUCCAAGUUUGCUGCUUACACUCAGUGAAGUGCAGGAAGCUGAGGACUGUGGCAAAAAGCAGGCCUUUUGAUUUGACAGGGUCUGAUAAGAAUGUGUACAUUCUGAUGUCCUGGACUGUUUUAAUUAAAAAUGUUCAUAUUCUA
This is a messenger RNA of Lagopus muta (rock ptarmigan), 2193 nucleotides long. RefSeq names its product TOR signaling pathway regulator (gene TIPRL). The coding region runs from base 16 to 1218 and encodes 400 amino acids. The transcript has 7 exons. NCBI's taxonomy places the organism in Eukaryota, Metazoa, Chordata, Aves, Galliformes, Phasianidae. Gene Ontology annotation, biological process: TOR signaling. The record is from RefSeq and is a predicted model, not a curated record. Gene Ontology annotation, cellular component: cytosol.